This is a messenger RNA of Pygocentrus nattereri (red-bellied piranha), 1277 nucleotides long. RefSeq lists its product as uncharacterized. The coding region runs from base 249 to 920 and encodes 223 amino acids. The record is from RefSeq and is a predicted model, not a curated record. The transcript is spliced from 7 exons. NCBI's taxonomy places the organism in Eukaryota, Metazoa, Chordata, Actinopteri, Characiformes, Serrasalmidae.
AAAUAUGAAACUUGCCAACAAGCGAAAGUGACUCUUUCCACUCUUCUGAAGAAGCUGCCCCUCUUGAACGUGUUAUUUAGACACUUUUAUUCCUUUUUUUCCACAGACCUACAUAACAUCAGCUUUCCACAAGUGAUUUAACUGCUGUGUCUCCAGUACCUGCUCUGCCUUCCAGUCUGAGUGAACCACUGCAGUGAAAGGAACAACUGAGCUGUGGAAAUUUGAAAAACCAAACAAGAAUCAAGAAAAUGUUUGGAUUCUCCACUGGACUUCUGCUCCUUUUAUUCCUGAUUCAUGGUGCUUGUUCUGAGGUACUGAAGGAGGGUGAGGAUAAGGACAUUUCAUGUGACCCAAGCUCAUCAGGACAGACUGUGUGGUGGUUUCGGCUGAAAAACAACUCAGUGUUAGAGUUCAUAGCAUCUUUUACCAGUUCUGGGGACAAAAAAGCAGGAGACAUGGACAGCAAGUUUGACCCUCAGAAGAUGAAAUCUUCAAAACGUUUAACGCUGAAAGGUUUCAAAAAGGAGACGGACAGUGGCUCCUACAGCUGUGCGUCUAUCAACAACAACAAGCUGAACUUUGGCCCUGUGACCAGCCUACAAGGAACACCAGACCCAAAGCCAGAAACCAAAGUGGUCGCAACAACCAGAGAGACACCUGAGCGCUUCACGACUAAAUCCACAGUGUUUUGUGAACCUAAAGAUCAAGGGAGAAAGCCGGUCAGCGCGGUCACUCUGGGUUGUGAGCUUGUGAUUCUGAUUCCUUUGGCUGCAGGCAGUGGUCUUCUUCUCAUCCUACUGAUUAUCACCAUUCUGUACUGUAACCGCACAAGAACAACACGAUGUCCACAUCAUUACAAAAGACACUCCCAAAACAAACCAGCAGGCCAGAGGCCUCCAUCUCAUCAGACCGAUCUGUAGUCUCUGUGAUGACAAACUAACUAAUGCCACCUCCUAUAGAGAGCGAUGCAGUAAACAUGGUUAACCUGUAUAUUUCAAAAAUACUCAUCACUUUCAAAUUAAGCCUGUUGGCUCUCAAAUUGCCCAACAAGCUUUCAGAAAUGUUCCUCUCAAGCUGAAUUUCUGGUUUAAAUGUUGGUUCCACAUAAAAAUCACGCAGCAGACCAAGGUUCUAAUUCUAAUCAAUCAUGCUUAUAGGCUAUUUUGAUCUUGUGUGUGUGCGCGUGUGCAUAUAUCUUUUUUUUUUUCUUUUUUUCUUCACUGACAACCCACUUGAAAUUAUACAAGUGGUGCUGGUAAAAUAAUUUUAAGUGUAUU